This is a messenger RNA of Hyalella azteca, 3030 nucleotides long. RefSeq names its product serine/threonine-protein phosphatase 6 regulatory ankyrin repeat subunit A-like. The record is from RefSeq and is a predicted model, not a curated record. The transcript has 4 exons. The coding region runs from base 1 to 3030 and encodes 1009 amino acids. NCBI's taxonomy places the organism in Eukaryota, Metazoa, Arthropoda, Malacostraca, Amphipoda, Hyalellidae. Gene Ontology annotation, molecular function: protein binding.
AUGUCUAAUGUCCAUCAUGAGGACUGUGCCUUGUCCAGCCACGCCGACGGGUCUUCUUUCUUCGUGGAAAAUCUGGUGUAUUUCUCCCGUUUAUUUUCAAGACUUCAGAUCAUGGAGCAGUCUUUGUCAAGUGAGAUUCAACAUGUGCUGACUCAAUUCAAAAGGACAUGGGCGCCGUAUUUCCUGGGGAACAUCGAACUAACUCGGAAGGAAUACAGUAAUUGCGGGCGGUGCAAGGUAAACCGCGACACCGCAACAAAGUACGCGCCUUCAAAGUCAACGAGUCCCACUGGUUUCGGCAGCACGAUAAUUCUCGCCUUCGACCCCAUUGUUCGAAAGCCCAGGCCAAGUCAAAAGACCGUCUUGGAAGGGAAGAUGGCGAACGUGCAGUUCGCGAUGGCCGGUGCUCCAAUUCUGAUAAAGAUGUUUGUGAAUAUUGUCAACGUGCCCGUCACGCAAGUCGUGAAUGUCGCACUAUUGGAAAAGACAUUGAAAGUCAACGCCGUUUACUUGUACCAGACAACGCAAAAAAAGAGGCCGAACUGGAAGGAAGUUUUUAAGAUCAUUGAGAAGGACGACGCAAACAAGCUUCGGCAGCAGGUGAAGCACGAGAUGCUGGAGCUGGUGGCACUGCCACAAGAGUCAAAGGACCACAAGCCGGCGUUCCAUGCUGCUCUUGAGAGUACCGCCUCGGAGUGCCUGGAGGUCUGGCUGGAAGCACGCUCCGGCCUGGGUGUCCUAGAUUCGCCAGACAACGACGGAAACACGCCUCUACAUGCAGCGGUGGAGGGUCUUAAUUGUGAUGUCAUCACUAAACUUAUUAAGGCAGGAGCAAAUGUGAACCUACACAAUAAACAGGGUCAUUCCCCCCUUCACCUGCUGCUUUAUGUGGCUGUCGAGGCCAAGAACUUUGAUACACGCGCGUUUGCCGAUUGUCUGGAGGUCCUGCUGGACGCCUGCCGAGGCCUGGACGUCCUAGACUCGCCAGACAACGACGGCAACACGCCUCUACAUGCAGCAGUGAAGGGUCUUAAUUGUGAUCCCAUCAUUAAGCUUAUUAACGCAGGAGCUAAUGUCAACCUACGCAAUGAUAAGGGAAAUUCACCCCUCCACCUGCUGGCUUAUGCGGCGGCCACAGCUGCGAGUGGAGGCGAAUCAGACAGUGCGGAGGCCUCUGCUGCGAGUGGAGGGGAAUCGAGCAGUGCGGAGGCCACUGCUGCGAGUGGAGGGGAAUCAAGCAGUGCGGAGGCCACUGCUGCGAGUGGAGGGGAAUCGAGCAGUGCGGAGGCCACUGCUGCGAGUGGAGGGGAAUCGAGCAGUGCAGAGGCCACUGCUGCGAGUGGAGGGGAAUCAGACAGUGCGGAGGCCACUGCUGCGAGUGGAGGCGAAUCAGACAGUGCGGAGGCCACUGCUGUGAGUGGAAGGGAAUCGAGCAGUGCGGAGGCCACUGCUGCUAGUGGAGGGGAAUCAAGCAGUGCGGAGGCCACUGCUGCGAGUGGAGGGGAAUCGAGCAGUGCGGAGGCCACUGCUGCGAGUGGAGGGGAGGCCACUGCUGCUGCAUUUAUUGAGAACUUCGAUAAAUGCGUUGAUGCUUUGCUCGAAUGUCCAAGUUUGGACUUGGACGCUUUGAAUUACAGCAAGUUCACUCCCCUGCGAGCCGCAGCAGAGCAAAUGCCCAGUAAGACGGGUUCUUUGAAAACGUUUUGCCAGAAGUUGGUGCAGAAAGGAGCAAAUAUCGACGAACACACACGAUCAAUUUUAGUUGAGCAUAGCCUUCCGAACAGUCCGGAUGAGGCCACAACUUUGCCACAGCCUCAAACCGCGACUGCAGAACUACUCAAUCUACUUAUAUGCAACCAAUCUGAAGGAAUUGCUGACAUGUUUAGUGGGGUGUGUGGCUCGCAGGAAGUUCGUGCGGCGGCCAAUUGCUACCUCGGGUCGAAGAAAGUCAUAUGCUACCUUGUUGACCGCUGCAGCGAGACGGGGGUGAUGGCUCUACUUCAGGCCGGGGCCGACCCUUGGUCCAGCAACAGGAACGGCGAGCUUGCCCUCCACAGGGCACUGGCUCGUGGGCACGUGGCUAUCGUGAACCUCCUCAUAAAUGAGAUGAAAGAGAAGAAGAAUAGUAAUCGCAUUGACCUGCGGCACAAAAGUUUUACUCUACUGCAAAAAUUAUUGAAAAAUAACAAAGAUGCUGAUAAAACUGCCACGAAAUCCUAUGAUCCAAAUAAAUAUGAAUGCCUGAACCGCUUGUUUGAAGACGACGUUUUAAUAGAUGUUAAUCAAAAGGAAGAAGGGACUGACAUGAAACAAACGGCUCUCCACAUAGCCUGUAAAAUGAACAACCAGGAUGCCAUGGCGAUUCUUCUUGAACAUGGAGCGUAUCUGGGGGAGCAUCAAAUGAUCGGCGAGCAAGACAAUGGAACGGUUCUUAAUGCUUUAAUGGCCAAAACACUCGAGAAAACCAUGGAUAAUUGCAUCAAGGUUCCUUCCCAAACCAUUGAAAAAAAUGAUACAUUGGAUCCCGAGCGGAAGGAUAGGAUUCUUGAAGAAGAUGCAUUGGAUCUCAAUUACAUUCUCGAGCUGAACUACCAGUUCCUGAUGAGCCCCACCCCCAGAGAGCCCACUAAAGUUCAACAGCUCGAGAACGAAGUUUCGCUGCUAUACGACAUCAGUCAAAGCCACGAACUUCGCAACUCCAUUAAACAUCCACUCAUUCAAACUCUUAUUUACGCCAAAUGGGGGAAGAUCGCGUUCACGAGUAAAAGUUACAUUCGGUGUAUCGAGAACUACUUGGAAUGGUUCUUGAUCAUCGCAUUGCUGGUGUUCUGCUUUGCACCGCUUUCGGCGUCCGCUGCUCAACACCUCAAGGCCUGGGUGUGCAUCGCCUUUUGGUAUAAUUGGCUGCUAAUGUUGGGCCGCCUGCCGCCGUACGACGUCUACGUCGCAAUCCUGCGCCUCGUGUCCUGGAACUUUCUGAAGCUCAUCUUGAUCUUCAUAAUCCCCAUCAUCGCGUUCAGUUCUGGCUAA